Alligator sinensis (Chinese alligator) is the source of this 1238-nucleotide messenger RNA. RefSeq names its product protein serine kinase H1 (gene PSKH1). NCBI's taxonomy places the organism in Eukaryota, Metazoa, Chordata, Crocodylia, Alligatoridae. Bases 170 to 1156 code for a protein of 328 amino acids. Gene Ontology annotation, molecular function: ATP binding; protein kinase activity. Gene Ontology annotation, biological process: protein phosphorylation. The transcript is spliced from 3 exons. The record is from RefSeq and is a predicted model, not a curated record.
AGGUUUAAACCAGUUUUGGAUAGCCUUGGAGCACAGGAAAAGCAUUCAGUGCUCAACUGGAAGGAGAUAUCGUGUGGAUUCUUGGUGGGGUUCGAAUGUGGAAGUUGUCGCAGAUAAGGUCGCUGCUGAUGUUGCUGCGGGAGAAUGCCUUGAUUAGCACCAUUCAGUGAUGGGCUGUGGGACAAGCAAAGUGCUUCCCGAGCCCCCCAAGGAUGUUCAGCUAGAUCUGGUUAAGAAGGUAGAGCCUUAUACUGCUCAUAACAAUGACAUGUACAAACACUUCAUCAAGGACGAUGGCGGGACUCCUAUCAAAGCUGGCUCUCCUUCCCCUCCUCGGCACACCAACCCCUAUCCCAGUGGCCACCUGCCUAUGCACUUGGAGCAGCCUGAGACCCGCAAGAACAAGGUGGCAAAGUACCGUGCCAAAUUUGACCCCAGAGUGACGGCCAAGUAUGACAUCAAAGCCCUGAUUGGUCGAGGCAGCUUUAGCCGUGUUGUGCGAGUGGAACAUAAGGCUACUAAGCAACCCUAUGCAAUCAAGAUGAUAGAGACCAAGUACCGGGAAGGGAGGGAAGUGUGUGAGUCAGAGCUUAGUGUCUUGCGACGUGUCCGGCACACAAAUAUCAUCCAACUCAUUGAGGUGUUUGAGACCCAGGAUCGGGUCUACAUGGUGAUGGAGUUGGCCACAGGAGGGGAACUGUUUGAUCGAAUCAUUGCCAAAGGUUCUUUCACUGAGAGAGAUGCUACCCGUGUGUUGCAGAUGGUAUUGGAUGGAGUCAAGUACUUGCAUACACUGGGCAUCACGCAUCGGGACUUAAAACCAGAGAAUUUGCUGUAUUACCAUCCUGGAACAGAUUCAAAAAUCAUGAUCACAGACUUUGGGUUGGCAAGUGCCCGGAAGAAAGGAGAUGACUGUCUAAUGAAGACUACAUGUGGGACACCAGAGUACAUUGCCCCAGAGAUCUUAGUCCGGAAACCGUAUACCAAUUCUGUCGACAUGUGGGCACUGGGUGUGAUCUCUUAUAUCCUCCUGAGUGGGACUAUGCCAUUUGAGGAUGACAACCGUACCCGCUUGUACCGGCAGAUCCUGAAAGGAAAGUACAGUUACUCAGGGGAGUCAGAAGAUGCAUCAGCCAGCUGGCUUCUGCUGUUGUAGAACCGAUGAAAGCGAAAGUCCUGCCUGAUGUACAAGAUUAAACAAGCCUAUGUGCCUGAAUGGCUGAUACACUUGAAGGCUG